This is a messenger RNA of Blumeria graminis f. sp. triticale, 279 nucleotides long. NCBI's taxonomy places the organism in Eukaryota, Fungi, Ascomycota, Leotiomycetes, Helotiales, Erysiphaceae. The record is from the annotation of a GenBank genome assembly.
AUGACCCGCGCCCAGCAAACUAUUUCCAUCGGCCUACUCGCCUCGUCGCUAUAUCUAGCAUUGUUCCUAGGCCUCAUUCCCAUGCCCAUAAUAAUUCAAAGAGAUAUCAUUCCCAUUUUGCCACUCUGGGCUACGGUUUCCUUUGGCGCAUAUCUAUUGGGAAAGUUAGGCUAUGGUGUUCUCACAUUCAACGAUGCAACUCACGCUCACAAGGAGCUUAUUGGACAGAUUACACAAGCGCGCAAAGAAUUAAAGAUUUUAGGGGUCGAGGUGGACUAA